GUGUGUGAGAGAGGGAGAGAGUGAUGCGGGGCCGCUCGCUCGAUACAACAGCUCACACACACGUUCAGACACACACACUCACAGAGGGGACAGAGAAAAGCGUGUAAGCUACACACCGUGUGUGUGUGUGUCAGAGUGUGUGUGAGACAGUGUGUGACAGAGAAAGAAAGAGAGAGAGAGAGCGAGAGCGAACAUCUCUCUGAGCCAUAACGGUCCGGCCGCUCGUCUCCAGGCAACCGGGCCGUUGGAGCAGCCCUGCGCCGAGCAGAGUGGCACCAUGGCCGGGUAGAGGAGUACCGCCGGACGCCGCGUGUUUAUUUUUCCUCAGUCGGAUUUCAGAGCUUGUCCUUUGGCUCCAAGAUGGGAAAAGAGCAGGAGCUCCUGGAGGCGUCGCGGACUGGGAAUGUAGCCGUGGUGGAGAAGCUGCUAAGCGGCAAGAAGGGGCUGCUGGGCUCCGGCUCCAGCUCCGGCAUCCAGCUGCCCGGACUGCUCAGCAUGUGGAGAGGGCUGAAUGUCAACUGUGCCGACAGCUCAGGAUACACACCUCUACAUCACGCUGCGCUCAACGGGCACAGGGAUGUGGUGUUGAAGCUGUUGCAGUUUGAAGCCUCCACUAACAUGGCAGACAGUAAAGGGUGUUUCCCUUUACAUCUGGCUGCCUGGAGGGGAGAUGUGGACAUCGUCCGGAUCCUCAUUCACCAUGGCCCCUCCCACUGCAGGGUCAACGAACAGAAUCACGAAAAGGAGACGGCUCUGCACUGCGCGGCGCAGUACGGUCACUCGGAGGUGGUGUGUGUGCUGCUGCAGGAGCUGACCGACCCCAGCAUGAGGAACAGCCACGGGGAGACGCCUCUGGACCUGGCGGCUCUGUACGGGCGGCUGCAGGUGGUGCGCAUGCUGCUGAGCACGCACCCCAACCUCAUGAGCCUCAACACGCGCAAACACACACCGCUGCACCUGGCGGCCCGGAACGGCCAUCACUCCACCGUCCAAGCGCUGCUGGAGGCCGGCAUGGACGUCAACUCAAAGACGGAGAAAGGCAGUGCACUUCAUGAAGCCGCUCUCUAUGGUAAAAUGGAUGUAGUCCGGCUCCUGCUUGACUCAGGGAUUGAUGUUAACAUUAGAGAUUACCAGGGAAAAACUGCUUUAGAGAUACUGAGGGAACACCCAGCCCAGAAAUCACAGCAAAUCACAGCUCUAAUACAAGAGUAUAUGAUGGCAGAGUGUGACAGAGGCAGUCUCAUGGAUGAGCCGGUUCGUCAGUGUCCAGUCCCCACACCUCGCACCUCUAUACCCUCACCUGCUGCCUCUCCGUCCCUCAGACACAAAAACGACGCAGUGACGGGAGAACUGUCCAAAUUACUGAACGAAAUCAAGAUGUGCCGGGACAGAGAUUACUCCUUUGAGGAGCUGUGCCAGACCAUCUCCUCUCACUCGCAGUCUGUGGAGAGCUUCUGCAGCGGCCGCCUCUCCGACGAGGAGAGGAACAGCACCCUCACUCGCGGAAACAAGCGACCCUCUCCCCCGUUAGCCCCAGCCAUGGAGGAGGAGGAGAAGGUGUGUGGUCCGUCAGGCCUGUGGGAGGCGCUCACGCCCUGCAAUGGCUGCAGAAACCUGGGCUUCUCUCAGGAAUCUCAGCGCUGUGUGGAGAUCAUCCAGUCUCCCUCUCUGGACGUUUUCUUACCAGAAGACGAGGAUAAUCCAUAUGAAUCUGUGGCCACAGCAGUUAUACGCAAACCCUGCUCUCUGGACAUCCACCUUCUCAACUCCUGUCCUCGCAACGGCCAUUCUUCCAAUGUGCUGGUCAAUGAUGCGGAGCAGCGUAACCAUGGUGAUGACUACACAGGUCUGACUCCAGACUGCUCCCCUCCCUCCCCUGAUACCGCCCUGAAGAACAUCGAGAGAGUCAUCCGCCCCCAGCCCAAGCAGAGGACAUCUCUGUCCUCGUCUCAGGACGUGCAGCGACCCGUGCAGAACCACAGUGGAGAGCCCUCGGAGGUCAGCUCAUCUCUGGGCUAUGCCAGCUUCAGCACAAGCCCCCCUGCCAGCCCCCCGAUCAGCCCUGCCAACUAUUCUACUGGCUCAGCUGAAGACUGUGCUCUUACUGAUGAGGUGUCAGAGCAAAAGGAGUGUGCGCUGAGGGACGAGCGCAGGGACGAGCGCAGGGACAGCCACGUCCCCGAGCAGUUUGCCGGCCUGCUGCACGGCUCCUCUCCGGCCUGCGAGUCUCCAGACAACCCCUACCAGCUCUACGGCAGAGUCCGCAAACUCUGCGCCCCAGAACCUCCCCAGCGACACGGCAACCUACUCCGAGCUCCCGAACCCGUCGUUCUCCCUUUCCCCCGGCCCACCACAGCCGCCACUCCUGCCACCCAGCAAUCUCCACCCAAAGAGGAGCAGAAGGAGCCCAAACCCCAGGUGGUCUACCGCACAAUCUUCCACACGCGAGUCAACCAAAGCCCUCCACCCGUCCAUUCCGACGCAGAGCCGGCGAGGAACGGCGAGCUUUCCGGCAGCAUUACCCCGUCCAGCCCCGUGGCCGGCAGUGGCAGCAGCACUGCAGGCUACGAGGAGAGAGCCUGCACCUUGGGCAGGAUGCGCUCCGUCCCUCGCAACGUUCUGGACCUUCAGCUGUCCAAAAACUUCUCCAAAUCCGACUCCAACCUAGUAGCCGUGUCGCCCAUCGAGGAGGAGCAGUGGAGCUCCCGGAGUCAGAGUCAGAACAGCCCAGGGAAAGGAGGCAGCCCCACCAGACUGGAGCGAACGCCCUCCUUCACAGCGGAGUGGGAGGAGAUUGAUAAGAUUAUGAGUUCCAUUGGUGCUGGAAUCGGGACGGAGCUCGACGAGAACAAAGAAGACAAUUCAGGCCCCCGCUGCCCCGUCCAGUCCGUGGGACAGUGGCUGGACAACAUCGGCCUGGUCCAGUACGAGAACCACCUGCUUGCCAACGGCUUCGACAACGUGCAGUUCAUGGGCAGUAAUGUGGUGGAGGACCAGGACCUGCUAGAGAUCGGGAUUUUAAACUCCGCCCACAGACAACGCCUUCUACAGGCCAUCCGCCUGCUGCCCAGAGUGCGGCCUAUAGGUUAUGAUGGUAAUAACCCCACCUCAGUGGCUGAGUGGCUGGAGUCUCUGGAGCUUGGAGACUACACCAAGUCCUUCCUCAUUAACGGCUACACGUCCAUGGAGCUGGUGAAGAAGAUCUGGGAAAUUGAGCUCAUCAACGUCCUUAAGAUCAACUUGAUUGGACACAGAAAAAGAAUUCUUGCAUCACUCGGAGACCGGCUACACGAAGACCCUCCACAGAAACCUCCACGAGCUAUUUCUCUAAGGGAGCCCAGUGGGAAUCACACUCCUCCACAGCUUUCCCCGUCAUUAAGCCAGACGGCCUACCCCAACGCCGGCUCGCUCGACGUCCAGCACCUCAUCAUGCAGGCCGACGCCCGGCGCAGACGCAAUGACAACUACUUUGAGGACGUUCCGCGUUCCAAACUGGAGAGGCAGAUGGCCCAAGUCAGCAUGGUGAGUGAGCAACAAGGGGAAUGGUGUGAGCCAAUCACGUUGCGACCUCCCAACGAGGCGACAUCGUCCACUCCUGUACAGUACUGGCAGCACCACCCAGAGAAGCUCAUAUUCCAGUCAUGUGACUAUGAGGCCUAUUAUCUGGGCAGUAUGCUGGUGAAAGAGCUGAGAGGAACUGAAUCCACACAAGAUGCCUGUGCGAAAAUGAGGAAGUCUACAGAACAAAUGAAGAAAGUCCCUACUAUCGUCCUCUCGGUCUCUUACAAGGGAGUCAAGUUCAUUGAUGCCACAAAUAAGCAGAACAUUAUAGCCGAGCAUGAGAUCAGGAACAUCUCGUGUGCAGCACAGGAUCCUGAGGACCUCUCCACAUUCGCUUACAUCACCAAAGACUUGAAGUCCAGCCACCACUACUGCCAUGUGUUUACAGCCUUUGAUGUGAAUCUGGCCUAUGAGAUCAUCCUGACGCUGGGCCAGGCGUUCGAGGUGGCCUAUCAGCUUGCCCUGCAGGCCAGAAAGGGCGGCCACGGCUCCUCUACACUGCCCGAAAGCUUCGACAGCAAACCCUCCAAACCCAUCCCCAAACCCCGUGCCAACAUCCGCAAAUCUAUGGAGCAGCCUUCGAUGGACCAGAAGGGCCACGGCAACGUCCCUUGGAUAGUGGAGCCGGGACAGGAGGCCAAGAGAGGCGUCAACACCAAGGCAGUGCCGGACGCCCAUGUCUAUUACUGUGGAAAUCAAAGAAUGUAGCCAGCCCCUAACAUGGACCCUCUCAUACACACAUUGCAAAACGGACUACAAACGCGGAGCCUAAACGUGUCGCUGGACUACAAAUUGUGGCAGAGCCUCUGGUGAAUGAACUUUCUGCCUAAACUUUUGGCAGUGUGCAAAAGACUAUCAACGUGGACCUAUGGACACAUGCACACACUACAGUGAACUACAGAGUGACAGGGACCUGUCGCGUUUGAAUGUACACUUCGCUUAGACAUACUUCAGUGCAGUGGCUCUGCUGCAGGGGCCCGUGGACUAUGCUGUGUGAGGGAGAAAGUUGGAGGGAAAGGCAAGGUGCCAUGGGGAUAGGACGUAUGCCAUGGUCACUCUCAUAAAUGACUCUUUUUGCCCUGGUCUAUAGUCCAGAAUACUGGGGCUCGACGCAAACCGGGGCAAAAUGGACACCUUUUUACUUUUCAUUUGUCCUCUUCAGUUUCUCUUCAGUUUGUUUAUGGUUGAUACUAUGUUAUGAAUAUUAUGCACAAUGUGAAUGGAAUUUUUGCACUGGACAACCAUGGAAUUGACGCGUCUCGUGCCAAAUUCACUACAGAAAUUGUUGUUGACAUGAUUGACAAUGCCAUGCAGAUUACUAUUCAUAUUGGCAAACAUUUUACUGUUUAAUAGAAGUCUAUAUUACCAUUAUUUUAAUUCUGAAUUAACUAUUAUUAUUAUUAUUAUUAUUAAUGUGCAAUUCUUGUCUAAUGUUGUCUUAAUGUUACAUUAUUUUUAUAUGAUAUGUUGGGCUUGAGAACAAUAGCCAUUCUAAAAAAAAUGUCUAUUAUUAUUGUAGUAAAGCAGAGAAUGUGUGAAUGGCUCCACUCAACUUUGCGUUCAGGUGAAAAGGCCAUUGUUUCUCAUGGGGCUGUUACACAGAGACAGAUGUACUAUUUUAACUCAGUGUCACUGUAGAGAUUUUUGCCACAGUUCUCCUGUAAAUAAAUAUUUUGUUGACUCAUUGUUCAUACAUGUAAUGUAGUUUAACAUAAAAAAAGAAGAAAACUAUUAACAGAAAAAAAAAUAAAAAAUAAACGAGCGACAGAUAUAACAUCACACUGGUUAACAUGGUACCAAAUUUCGAACUGAUUUUACUGAGGAAAAAAGAGCUUGUAUGAGCCGAGAAGCAGAGUUGCUAACCUACAUGUACAUAGGCUUGGGCUUCCAGCACUCUACGUUUUCUAAGUUUGGUCUUUAUUUAUAUCCUGGCAAAGCACAUGGAAUAAAUUGGACUUGUACGACCAUU
Astyanax mexicanus (Mexican tetra) is the source of this 5530-nucleotide messenger RNA. RefSeq names its product ankyrin repeat and sterile alpha motif domain containing 1B (gene anks1b). Gene Ontology annotation, cellular component: cytosol. Lineage: Eukaryota; Metazoa; Chordata; Actinopteri; Characiformes; Acestrorhamphidae. The transcript has 26 exons. The coding region runs from base 361 to 4269 and encodes 1302 amino acids. The record is from RefSeq and is a predicted model, not a curated record. Gene Ontology annotation, molecular function: protein binding.